Hirsutella rhossiliensis is the source of this 1263-nucleotide messenger RNA. Its product is annotated as kinase. Gene Ontology annotation, biological process: intracellular signal transduction; protein phosphorylation. The transcript is spliced from 5 exons. NCBI's taxonomy places the organism in Eukaryota, Fungi, Ascomycota, Sordariomycetes, Hypocreales, Ophiocordycipitaceae. The coding region runs from base 1 to 1263 and encodes 420 amino acids. The record is from RefSeq and is a predicted model, not a curated record. Gene Ontology annotation, molecular function: MAP kinase activity; ATP binding. Gene Ontology annotation, cellular component: cytoplasm; nucleus.
AUGGCCGACCUCCAGGGACGCAAGGUCUUCAAGGUCUUUAACCAAGACUUCAUCGUCGACGACCGAUACACCGUCACCAAGGAGCUUGGCCAGGGCGCCUACGGCAUCGUCUGCGCCGCCUCCAACAACCAGACCAACGAAGGCGUCGCCAUCAAAAAGGUCACCAAUGUCUUUAGCAAGAAGAUCCUCGCCAAGCGCGCCCUGCGCGAGAUUAAGCUGCUGCAGCACUUUCGCGGCCACCGCAACAUAACGUGCUUGUACGACAUGGACAUACCGCGUCCGGACACCUUCAACGAGACAUAUCUCUACGAAGAGCUCAUGGAGUGCGACUUGGCCGCCAUCAUCCGCUCCGGCCAGCCUCUGACCGACGCCCACUUCCAGUCCUUCAUCUACCAGAUCCUGUGCGGCCUCAAGUACAUCCACUCCGCCAACGUCCUGCACCGCGACCUCAAGCCCGGCAACCUGCUCGUCAAUGCCGACUGCGAGCUCAAGAUUUGCGACUUUGGCCUCGCGCGCGGCUUCUCCGUCGACCCGGAGGAGAACGCCGGAUACAUGACGGAAUAUGUGGCCACGAGAUGGUACCGCGCUCCGGAGAUUAUGCUGAGCUUCCAGAGUUACACCAAAGCUAUCGACGUGUGGUCUGUUGGCUGCAUCCUCGCCGAGCUCCUCGGCGGCAGACCCUUCUUCAAGGGCCGCGACUACGUCGACCAGCUCAACCAGAUCCUUCAUAUCCUCGGAACCCCCAACGAAGAGACGCUCGCCCGCAUCGGCUCGCCGCGCGCGCAGGAAUACGUCCGAAACCUCCCGUUCAUGCCCAAGAAGGCCUUUCCGAGCUUGUUCCCCAACGCGAACCCAGACGCCCUCGACCUCCUCGACAGGAUGCUCACGUUUGACCCCUCGUCUCGAAUCAGCGUCGAACAGGCUCUCGAGCACCCGUACCUGCACAUCUGGCACGAUGCCUCGGACGAGCCCGACUGCCCCACGACGUUCAACUUUGAUUUCGAGGUCAUUGACGACGUGGGUGAGAUGCGCCGUGUCAUCCUGGACGAGGUGCUGCGGUUCCGCCAGACGGUGAGGGUUCUUCCCGGGGGCGCGGGCGCGGGCGCCGGGCCGGGCCAGCAGGGUGGUGCGGGACAGGUGCCGCUGCCGGAGCAGGGCGGCCAGUGGACGGCCCAAGACCCGCGGCCGCAGGAGUACUAUCAAUACGCCAACGGGGGGCUCGAGCAGGAUCUCCAUGCGGGGCUGGACGCGUCAAGAAGGUAG